UUCCGGCUCCCCAUGGCAUGCUAGCUGAAUAUCGCAGUUUCUCUUCUAUCUAGCCUUCCUUCUUCCCCUCUCGCCCUCUCUCCCACCUUGUUUACCGUUUUUGCGCGCGACCAGAGCGAGCCGCGAAAAUGGCGAUGCGAGGAGGCCCCCGUCUCCAGGUCGGGUCGGCGGCCUGGAUUGCCGAGGAGAGGCAGUCAGCGCUGAACAUCGCCCAAUCCGAGAUCGAGGAGUUUGCAUUUUCCGCGCGGAACGAGAUCGACUGGCUUAACGAGCACAUGGCUGAGAUCUUCUCCGAGAACCAAACAAACGUGGCGGAACUCUUCAAGACGCCUGGCAGAUUGCGCGGAAAGACUCCGCGGACGGCGAGGAAAGCCGAGACGGCGAGUGUCCGGGUGCCGCUCUCCGAUGUGUUUUCUGCCAACCCGAAAGGCGCGCCGAACCCCUUCGCCUUGUCGAAUCUGUCGCAGCCGCGAAGCCCCCCUUUCCGGAUUGCCGAAGACAUCCCGGAUCGUCCGGUUUCCCACCGCGAAAGCCCAGCCAAGCCUGCGGUGGUGCAUCCUCCGCAUCGGGUAGAGUCCCGAGCUGCCAUCUCUCUCGCGGACUCGGGCUACCAUGGAAGCCAGUCACAAGAUACGGCGCCCUUCGAGCAGUUUGAUAAGGAUAUUGAGAUGUCCGACGCUCCCCAGCGAGACCUGCCGACUUCGGACCCCGUCUUUCCUCCUCCGGGGGCGCUACCGGAGCAGAGAAGGCCGUCUGCUGCCUCUGUCGAACAGCAAUCCCCCCCUGCAGACAGGUGUCAGACGCAAGAGGGUACGGCAGAUUUGCCAGCCAAGGUUGCCCCGACCCCUUCGUCCGCCAUUGUACAGCAGAGCAGUCCAUUUGCCAGCAGAGCGCGUUUGCCGAUUUUGUCACCACGGUCACCUUCUCCCAAAACGACGUCCUCCCCACUUCGGCACUCGCCUCACAAGUCAUCGCCACCACAGAAAUCAUCUUCGCCUGAGAAACCGCGACCCGCAAGCCCACACAAGGGAUUCCCGCAACCCGCCAAGGAUCUCAAGGACACGGUACAUCAGGGCGGUGAUGUGGGCGACGAUGUGGCGGAAGCCGAUGAGGUUAGAUCACCGUCGGACUCGUCAAGCCCGAUCAGGCCGAUUGUGCGCAAGAGCAGCCUGAACUUCGCUUCCUUGCCGGCUCGUGAGCCGCUGGCUUCCAAGAAAAGCCUGGGCGGAGCUCGCAUCUCCAGGACAAGCCACUUGGACUUCAAUCGUCAGAGUUACUACGGCCGUCAAACAGGCGGGAAGAGCCUGGGCAGCGCGAUCCGCCAGGAGCCCCCAGAGGAUGACCACGAUGAGAUGGACGUCGACGAUGAGGUCACCACCCGUCACGAAGAUAUGGACGCGAAGUUGGCGGCCCACAGCAAGACCUAUACACAGCGAUUGCAGGAUCAGAUCAGCAUGCUCGGAAAGGCUCAGUCCAUUGGGCCACGGCCGUCAAAGUCCUUGGCAAACCUACUGCCUUCGCAGCCGAGUGCACCAGCUGCACAAAGUCAGUCUCAGUCGCAGCCCGCCCCAGAGGCCAGCAAGCCAUCGCCCAAACCCAAGCAUUCGGUCCCGGCUCCAGGUGCUUUUCCUGAGGACGACGAAGAUGACUGGAUAUCCCCACCUACUGAUACUGCGGCGGCUACCAGCAAUCCUCAACCACUGUCAUCAGAAGCACAUCACUCAGAUGUCGCCGGCGAUCUGGGCGGCGAGAGGACCACCGGCAACUCUGGAUUCGUGCUUCCGAAGAGCAGGCCGGCUUCCCCAGCGAAAACCCCCUUCAUGCCGGAACAUACCCCCAAGCACGGCAAGUCCGCGUCUGUUCCCGUGCUGCCGACCACCGAUCAGCUGGACGCAGACCAGGAAGAUGUUUCCCUGAAGAAGACUGUUUCCGUCUCCAAUCCGGCCCUUUCUACAGUCCCUGAAGACGAAUUUAGCUCCUCGCCGCCGAAGUCUCCCUCGCGAGGCUUCAGGGACAGCCCGUUGAAGCAGGUGAAGAACAAACUCUCGUCGCUGUUGAAGAGCUCCAAAGGCUUGAUCGCUAGCAGCGCAGCAAUCAGCGCCGAGGGAAAAUCGUCAUUGCUGCAGUCUCCCUCGACAACAAGACUCGGGUAUCACGCCGAGACCUCCGUCGAGUCCUUCAAGACAGCGGAGAAUGUUAUGUACCCAGAUCUGUCGCAGCAAGUCUCCGCCGCUUCCGCCCCCCUUAGCCCGGGGCGAACCAAUGGCUCGCGAAAGACCAGGGCCUCGGCCGAGAGGGAAAGACAAGAGGCCAAGGAACGAGAGAAGGAGGAAAAGGAGCGGGAAAGGGAGAAAGAGAGAGAGAUGAAGGAGGCCAAGCGUCUGGCGGAGCAGAUGGAGAAGCUCGAGAAGGCUCGGGAGAAGGAACGGGAGAAGGCUCGCGUUUUCAACCAGGAGCAGGAGAAGAUCGCGGCCAUGGAGAGGCAAGUCGCAGCGCAAAAAGAACAGGAGAGAGCAGCGCAGGCCCAGCCCCAACCCCAGCCGCAAGCACAAGACACCCGAACCCCCGGACCGGCGCCGAAGAAUGCAGUGAAGAGCGCAGGCAAGACCGCGAGAACCACCCCGCGGAAGACCAACGGGAAGAGCACCGCUGCUCCUUCGGAUGAUCUCGACCAGGAGAUGACAGAUGUCACCACUACAGUAGCCCCGCAGUCGAUUCCGCGUCCGACCACGGCCUCAUCCGUCCGGACAACGCAAACCAUCAAGCGGCCUGUGAAGCCCACGAAGGAGACCCUUGCCAAGUCGAAGCAGGCUCCGACGCUGAUCCGGGUCAACACCACAAGCUCCCAGCAGACCCAGUUUCACCCCUCGAACAGUGUGCUUGCGGCGACGCUCCACGACACUCUGGGCCAACAGCCUGGCUCCGCCAAACCGAUGAAUGGGAAGGCGAGCCAAAACUCCUUGCAUGGAAAGCCGUCCCUCCGGAGCCUCAAUAGCUCGGUCUCCUCCACGGGCCGCCCCAAGGCAUUGGAGUUGGCGGCCAAGCGGAAAGAACAAGAAGAGCGCGAGGCGCAGCGAAGGCGGGAGACGAAGCUCGAGAUCGAGCGCAAACGCGCCGCUCUAGAGGAAGAGCGCAGGCAAGAACAACAGCGGAGGCUCGAGACAGAGCGGCAGAAGGAGGAGGAACGGAAAGCGGCCCAGGCCAAGAAGGCAGCCAUUGAGAAGGCCAAGCAGACCAGGGCGCCCCCUCCAGCCGUUAGAUCGCAGCCGAACGGACCUCCGGAGUACAGCAUGGCAGACAAGGGGCCCGCGCGGCCACCCUCGCGGCUAGGGUCGACGAUGCAUCAAGAGGGUCGGCUUGUGAACACGGUCCUGUCCAGCACCGCCAAAGGGCCGUCGAAGCGGCCUCUUCAGCAGGACGCCGGCGAGGAGAGCUCGAGAGCCCAGCAGCAACGGGCUGCGCCAUCGUUUCCAGCCAAGGAGGCGAAACGAAUGCGCAUGAGCGAGGAGUUCGACGAGGAUAUCGACAUGGCGGAGAGCCACAACAAUCAGCGGAUCAUCAAAGAACCGCCUGUGCGGCCCUCCGCGGGGUUCAAGAAGGAUCUGCCGACAAAGUCCAUGUUUGCCAACGGCUCCUCCAACGCGCCGCCACCGUCGAGCGCGAGCAGAGAACUGUUCAAGUCCACGGUCAUGGCGGCGCAGCAAAGCAGCCACGCCAAAGCGGGCCAUCCGCUGGACAUGGCACAGCUGUCCAAGGGGGCGAUUCCGUUCGCUUCUUCGAAUGCCAGCCAAGCCGGGCCGUCGCACCACAAGACGCCCGCCCGGCCUGCAGCAGCCGGCGGCGGCGGCGCAAACCCCAAGUCGGCCAAGUCGGCGGCCCGGUCGUCGCCGCGGUUCCCGAACGGCGAGACGAUCGAGCUCCCGGACAUCCAGACGGACGACGACAGCGACGAGGACGACGGCGGGCACGUGGCGGUGGCGGCGUGGGCGAACUCGCCGGCGCUCCGGGCGGCGCUGCUGGCGCAGGAGCGCGUGGACCCCAUGCAGGUGUUCGGCCCGCCCGCGCCGCUCAACAUGGAGGAGGUGUUCAGCAAGUCCAAGGACCGGUGGCACAAGUUCCGCGCGCGCACCAGCAGCGCCAACUGGAGCGGCACCGACCGGCUCACCGAGGAGGACAUCCGGAAGGACCUCGCGGCUCGCGACAAGAUGCGCCGCGAGGGCGGCUGGUCUUAUGAGCUUGGUCGGGAGUUAUCUUAGGUUGUGUUUUUUUAGCCCCUGUUUCUGUAUGGGGCGAUGGGUAAUUUCGGGAGUGGGAGGAGUGUUUUGCUUGUGGUAUGGAUAUCGUGGGAUAGACACUUCGUGGUUGUUGUUUUUCUCUGGCGCAGUUAGCUUAUUGUGUGAGGCUGCUGGAGGUUGCGGGCAUAUCCAUAUUUGGCUGGAGGAUGUUGGCACAUGGAGAAUGGAAUGCAGGAAGGGCAUCGAUUGCGUUUCAAUAAUAGACCCUCGAGUCGGGGGAAUUGGGUUGUCUGGAGAUUCAUAUCAAAGCUGGGCCACCAAUGGAUGUGACCUUGCUCUCACUUUGCUAGACAACCGUCUUCUUCCACUUUCUUUCAUUCCCCUCCCUUUACUGCAUUUUAUCUCCCAUCGUGCUCCUUUUUUUCUCUUGUAAAUUUUGUAUCCCUCGCCCGUGCCUGAGAGCUCUCCGCAGGCGGUUGGGAGUGCGGAAUCGUUCACACAACACGGCUAGCAGCAACACCAAUGAGUGCUCAAUCUCGGCACCUUAACAACCUUCCAUAACGCAUGACUUGAACUGUUGCCAGGGGCCUCGGGCCCUCUACUUGCUCAUCAGGGUCACGAGAUCUAGGCGGAAACACCGGGAUCGGCCUUCAUGACUGUCACGUUGAACGCCUAAUUUCGGUGUGGUUGCACGCGCGGGAGCUUGUGUAUCCCUGCGGCCGAGCACAUAAGGGAUGCACAAAGUAGGUGCACAGAGGAUGUGCCUAACUUGCCGAGGUGGUGACUGGGAGGCCGGGGCCAGGGCAGCUGGAGGGCAGCUGGAAUGAUCUCUUUGUAACGACUGAGCACAAUGGACGUCCCAAAAUAACUAAAUGCAUUAUU
Messenger RNA from Thermothielavioides terrestris NRRL 8126, 5117 nucleotides. RefSeq lists its product as uncharacterized. NCBI's taxonomy places the organism in Eukaryota, Fungi, Ascomycota, Sordariomycetes, Sordariales, Chaetomiaceae. The record is from RefSeq and is a predicted model, not a curated record. Bases 129 to 4256 code for a protein of 1375 amino acids. The transcript is spliced from 4 exons.